Gastrolobium bilobum is the source of this 3414-nucleotide messenger RNA. RefSeq lists its product as uncharacterized. Lineage: Eukaryota; Viridiplantae; Streptophyta; Magnoliopsida; Fabales; Fabaceae. The record is from RefSeq and is a predicted model, not a curated record. The transcript is spliced from 3 exons. The coding region runs from base 1 to 3414 and encodes 1137 amino acids.
AUGGAUAAGUCUUGGAUUAUGCAGCCACGUAAUUCACCUGCAUAUGAACAAGGUGUUCGGGCUUUUAUUGAUUUUGCAUCACAAAAUCGUGGAAUUGAAGGUGAAAUAUUAUGCCCUUGUCCAGUAUGUGGGUUUAGAAAAUGGCAGAAAAGAGAUGUUGUGUAUGAUCACCUAAUUUGCAGACAAUUCCCAAAAGGUUACACUUUUUGGUUCCAUCAUGGGGAGACAAACAUGGGAGAGGCUAGUAAUGUUACUACUGCAUUUAAUGCCAAUGACACCCAUGAAAUUAUGGUUGAUGAAGAUCCAAUGCAGAACAUGAUCAAUGAUGCAUUUGGAGUUGAUAUGCACAACGUAAAUGAGCAUAACCUUGAAUGUAAUGAAGAUAUUGCCCAAGGGGGACAAUCAACAACAAAUGAAGCUAAAGAGUUUUUUGAACUAGCUAAAGAUGGAGAACAACCAUUAUAUGAAGGGUGUACAAAAUAUUCAAAGCUUUCUUUUAUAGUGAAGUUGUAUCACAUUAAAUGCCUUUGUGGGAUGACAGACAAGGCUAUGACAAUGGUAUUGGAGCUAUUACAAGAUGCAUUUGACCAUGCAAAAAUUCCAAAAUCAUUCUAUGAGGCAAAGAAGACUAUCACCAAGUUAGGUUUGGACUAUCAAAAGAUAGAUGCAUGCUCAAAAAAUUGUAUGUUGUAUUGGGGUGUCAAUGAUGAAAAUAUGCAGACGUGCAAAGUUUGUCACAGCUCCAGAUGGAAGACAAAGAAUAAAGGUGAUGAUAUUUUAAGAUCCGAUGAUGGCCGCAAUAAGAAGAAGGUGCCAGCUAAAGUUGUUCGAUACUUCCCAUUGAAACCGAGAUUACAAAGAUUGUUUUUGUCCUCGAAGACAGCGAAUGAUAUGAGAUGGCAUGCUAUGGUAAAUAACAACGAUGGCAUGAUGAGGCAUCCUCGGGAUUCUGAAGCUUGGAAGAAGUUUGAUUCAAUAAACACCUCAUUUGCAUUAGACCCACGCAAUGUGCGACUUGGAUUAGCUACUGAUGGUUUUAAUCCCUUUGGUAACAUGAGUUCUAGUUAUAGCAUUUGGCCGAUUGUCUUAGUUCCUUAUAAUACCCCUCCGUGGGUAUGCAUGAAGUCUACAUCCUUUAUAAUUUCAACAAUCAUCCCUGGUAAACAAAUGCCGGGGAAUGAUAUUGAUGUUUAUCUACAACCCUUAAUUAAAGAGUUGAAGGAGUUAUGGCAUGAUGGUGUGGAUGCAUAUGAUUCUGUUAAGCGGGAAAUGUUCAAGUUGCAUGCAGCCUUGUUGUGGACUAUUAGUGACUUUCCUGGUCUUGGAACAUUGUCUGGAUGGAACACCUACACUGGACUUGCUUGUCCAACAUGCAACUUUGAUAGUAUUCCUUGUCGCCUUCCCUAUAGUAGGAAAUGGUGUUUUAUGGGUCAUCGACGUUUUCUUGAUCAAAGACAUAGGUUUAGACUGAACAGGAUUCGUUUUAAUGGACAACAGGAGCUUCGUCAUCCACCCAAGAUAAUUUCUGGUUUUGAUGUUCUUGAUCAAGUUCAGAAUGUUGAUGUCACUUUUGGUCGUAGUCAAGAUGUUAGAGGAAAGGGGAAGAGGGUACGUGGCAAUGCAGGUGUUAAACAAUGGAAAAAGAAAAGCAUAUUUUUUGAUCUUCCUUACUGGGAGUCCAACUUACUGCAUCACAAUCUUGAUGUGAUGCAUAUUGAGAAGAAUGUGUUUGAUAAUAUUUUAUACACCUUGUUAGGUGAUAGUGCAAAGUCUAAAGAUCACCUAAAUGCUCGAAAAGACUUGAAAGAAUGGAAGUGUAAGUCAGACCUUUGGCCAGGUGAGAACGGGAAAUAUCCUUUAGCAAUCUACACAAUGAAUAAUAAAGGCAAGAAGGCAUUCCUUAGUACUUUAAAGAACAUUUCAGUGCCAGAUGGUUAUUCAAGCAACAUUUCUAGGUGUAUUGAUGUAGACACUCUUCGAGUGAAUGGAAUGUUAAAAAGUCAUGAUUGCCAUGUAUUGAUGCAACAACUUCUACCAUUGGCUAUGAGGGUAGCAUUGCCUGAACAGGUGUCCAAGAUUUUAAUUGAAUUAUGCUCUUUCUUUAAACAAAUAUGUAGUAAGGUGUUGAACGUCACAAGUUUAGAAAGAUUGCAACAUGACAUUGUUUUGACUUUAUGCCACAUGGAAAUGUUAUUUCCCCCUUCGUUCUUCACAAUCAUGGUUCAUUUGAUUGUUCACCUUGUUGAUGAAGUUAAGCUAGGAGGUCCAGUCCAUUAUCGGUGGAUGUAUCCUAUCGAGAGGUACUUGGGACAAUUGAAGUCGUAUGUACGAAACAAGUCACGACCUGAAGGAUCCAUUGCAGAAGGUUACUUAAUGCAAGAAAUUCUUACAUUUUGUUCUCGAUAUCUUGAUGAUAUUGAGACUAGAUUUAAUCGACCGGGUCGUGUUGAUGAUGCAUGUAAUGAAGAACAACCUAACCCACGUGUUAAGGAAUUUUUCCUCCAAGUUGGAAAUCCACUUGGUGGUUCUUCAUAUUUCAAUCUUACACUGACAGAAAGAUUACAAGCUCAUAGACAUGUCCUAAUCAAUUGCCCGGCAGUUGAUCGUUAUCUCAAGGAUUUUAGAGUGGAGGUGCGGAGACGCAUUAGACAUCGAACAAGGAGUCAAGCUGAAGUUGACAAAAUAGUUCACAGAGAGUUUGUUACAUGGUUCUCCAAACGGAUUGUUAGAGAAGUGGAAAACUUGAAUGAAAGUGAUAAAGCUUUCAUGCUUUCUCUUGGUCAGGGUCCCAUUGUCCAAGCUAGAAGAUUCAAUGCAUAUAAUGUUAACGGGUUCAAAUUUCGAACCUUGGCACGUGAUGAUGGCUUGAAAACUCAGAAUAGUGGGGUAUAUGGUUCGUUUGGCACUAGAAGUUAUUCUAGUAAUAAUGAUCCUCAAAUGAGGUUUGGGGAUGUCUUAUAUUAUGGAAAACUGGUAGACAUUAUAGAGAUAAACUAUUGUGGUUUAUUCACGGUUCCUUUGUUCAAAUGUCAGUGGGCUAAUACCACUAAUCCUAGAGGCAUUAAAAAAGAUAAGUUGGGAUUUACUUCAAUUAAUUUCAAUAGACUAAUACAUACUGGUGAACAUGAAGAUGAUGAGCCAUAUAUCAAAGCCUCAGAGGCACAAAUGGUUUAUUAUGUGGAUGAUGAAAUAGAAAAGGGUUGGAGUAUACCUGUUCAUUUGAAGCCAAGAGACUUAUAUGACAUGGGUGAAGAUGAAGAACUUAUGCCUUCCAUAGAGUCAUUUCCAUCACAGAACUUGGAAGAUAUUUUUUUUGAUGAUGCUAUGCAUAUGCAAUUGGCAAGACCAGAUGCUGAUGAUGAGCCUCCUAGUUUUACAAAUAAUGAAGAUGACAAUGAUGAAGUUCUUACAUGA